This is a messenger RNA of Rhinichthys klamathensis goyatoka, 3747 nucleotides long. RefSeq lists its product as uncharacterized. The record is from RefSeq and is a predicted model, not a curated record. Lineage: Eukaryota; Metazoa; Chordata; Actinopteri; Cypriniformes; Leuciscidae. The transcript has 10 exons. The coding region runs from base 1 to 3747 and encodes 1248 amino acids.
AUGCUGCAUGUCAUCAACACUCAGACUCACUUAGGCUUGCCUGCCUGUGUGUUGCCCCAUGACUAUCAUUGUGCUGAUGCCAUUUUGUUGUGUGUGAAUGUGUCUGAAGCUCGCGUACAGGUCCUUCAGACUCUCCCGCUCCCGCUGGUGGUGAGGCCUCCAUCUCCACCUCCUCCGGCAUUGUCCUCCAUCCCCCCCCCACCGCCACCACCUCGAGUUGCGGCUGCUCCACCUACGCUCGCGGUUCCGGCUCCGGCGUUGACCAGGGAGGAGUCCCGUCGCGUCUCCGUGGAGGAGACGCCAUCUGGGGAGGCCACCCUGGCACCAGCGCCGGCGAAGAGGAAGAGGAAGGAGAGGAAAGUGGAGCAGCCCGCAACACCCACUCCUGCUUCGGCUGAGUCCCGGUUGCCUGAGAGCUGGCGGACAGCUCUCACCGUGGAAGAGCAGGAGUGGAUCGGCCGGGAGCUGUUUAGGAAAGACAGCGAGGGGAGGAGCAAACUCACCACAGACCUCAAGCUGUGGUGGGACCCCCCUCAGCCCCGGCCGAGUUACACUCAGCCACCCGCCUCGCCAGCUGCCUUCUUCGCGUGUCGGCUGUUCCUCUGGACCCCCCUGCGUCUGUGGGGCGUCCGGCCGACAUGCUGUAAUAGGGCCCUCACCAAGUGUGGGCUCUACAGGACCAUCCGGAGGGUCCUGGACAUCGACGGCUGGUACUUGAUGGCCACCGAGUACCUGGAGUGCCGUCGGUGUAAGAGGAAGGUAGCUGCCUGGUCGCAGGAGGUCGUGAGUCAGCUGGGAGAGGGGCAUCGCGCCCUCUUCCCGGCAAUCCUCACCUACAAGCUUGCCUGCGACCGGCGGGUCAUCAUCCAGCUGCGUGAGCGUACUCGGGGGAACAGCGCCACGCAGCUGUACAAAAAACUCUGUGAGGCACACACAGAGGCCUGGAUGCGGCGGUCCAUACACUACCUCAGCGUCAUGGAGCCCUUCACGUCGCGGGGUGUCGUGCGCAUGUGCACCCCACCACCAAAACCGCCACCCGUGCCCCAGUACGCGUGGCUGUUAAUGGUGUACUGCCACGACAUCCUCUCCCGCCUGGAGGACGUGAAGGCCCGGGUCACCUCCGUCUUCGGAACGGUCCUGAAGAUGGAUUCGACCAAGAAGGUGACCCGGAAGCUCUCCGGUGCUGCCGCCCAGACCGCAGCGUGGGCAACGAACGUCGGCAACGAGCACGGACAGGUGCUCAUGUCCGUGCUCACGGACGCCGAGGGUGCCGGCCUGUUGCCCAUGGCUGCGGGGUUAAUGCGGCGGUAUCGGGACGCUGGGGUGGAGCCGCCUCAGCUCCUCUACGUUGACCGGGACUGUUGUUCGUCCCACGGGGGAUCCAAGACAGCUGACAUGUUCAGGAAGUGGGACAAGCUGGUGGUCCGGCUGGACAUCUGGCACCUGAUGCGGCGGUUCGCGUCAGGUGUCACCACCGAGAGCCACCAGCUGUAUAAACCCUUCCUGCAGCAGCUGUCUUCGUGCAUCUUCCUGUGGGACCCAGAGGACACAGCCCGGUUGCUCAACGCCAAGAAGAGGAUGCUUGAGGCGCAGGGGAUGACCUUCUCGUCCGACGCCGGAGUGUGGAGGCACGUCAGCCGCAAGAAUAUGGCUCUCCAUUGCCGUCGCCGCACGCGUGGAGCGGCGGAGACGGAGCGGCUGAUCGGUGACCUCCUGGAAACCUUCGGCGGUGCCAACGGACGAGACACCAUGGGGAUUUCCCUGCUGGACCAAGACCGCAUCCAGAAGAUCUGGACGGAGCAGCGGCGCCACCUCCAUUGCAUCCAGGACCCGCCGGGCGUGGAGCUGUACACUGAGACCGGCAGGGUGACCCAGGGGGGGAUCAGCCUGCCGGUGUACCGUUGUGCACGAGGCUCCACGUCCCUGGAGUCGUUCCACCUGCAUCUCAACCGCUUCAUUCCAGGAGAAAGUGCCAAUCCCUGGCACUUCCAGGCAUUUCUCCUGGAGGGGUUGACGCGGUGGAACGCGGACAGGGCGGCGUCCGUGGCACAGGAGGGACGGCAGCUGCUCCGCUCCUACAAUGGCCCCCUGCAGCACUCCCUUGACCAGCUCAGCCAAAGGGUGCUUGGCACGAGUGUGGUCAAGGAUUACACCAAGCCCAGGGAGUACACCGGGGAACUCAUCGGCAUCGAGUACCUGUACUCCCAGACGGGCAGAGUGCUGCAGGACGUCAGCUUGGACCCUGACAUUCCGGACGCGGGGGGGGACGUUCCCCAACUCGUUGAGGAUGACGAGCUCGCCGACGGCCAGCAGGAGGUGGAGGACCUCACCCUCCACGUGCCUGGCGAGUUCCCCUCUCCUCAGACGGACCCGCGGUCAGGGCGACCGGCUGACGCACCCGCGCCCGAGCCAUCCAGUCCGACCGGUGCCCCCGAACCCGCACCCCACUCCCCCGGCCGGUCCUCUCCAGAGCCUCAGCAGGCUGCUGAGGACUACAGAGGACCAGAUGACCAGCCGGGGUACCUGGCCGUGGUCCAGUUGGCCACGGCCUUGGUGGGGUUGCGUCACGAACCGGCCUUGUCCGAGGGGAGGGUAGAUGAGCUCAUCAGGCUCUACGAGGCCCUGUCACCGUACGACAGGGCCCGAGUAGUUUACCCUCCCCGCUACAGGGACAGGCCAGCUCAGGGGCGCUUCAUGGCAGCAAAGCCAAGCCGCACCAGUAUACCUGGUGUGGAAAGCUUGAGGCGCUGCCUGGUCGGAGAGACCUCUGGACCUGCCAGCAGUCCCAGCGCAAGCCGGCUGGUAGAGGCAGUAUGCACCCAGCUCUGCCGCUUCAUCCCCUCGGGCAGCCGUGCGCGCGGUGCCCGGAGGUCGCGGUGGGACAGCAUACUGCUUCGGUACCAGCACAUCCGGGACCUUGUGCUGGGCCACCAGAGGCUGAUGGCUCGGGCGCCCAUACAGCUCUUUGAGCUGAACGCCAGGACCCUCUCGCUGUGGUUCACCAGGACGCAGCGGGAGAAGGAGAGGACUGUGCUAGCUUCAGGCGUUGCAGCAGAGGGACGACCACCAGCGGCAGCGGGUUCGGCAGUGGCAGCGCCGGGCCCAGCAGCAGUGGAUCGUUCUCCGGCAGCAGCAGCAGCAACAGGCCAGGCGACGACAGCAGCGCCAAGGACGGCGGGACCUCUGGCAGCAGCACCGGCUGUGGCAGCACCGGUGCCUGUUCUGCCAGCGCCAGUGCGCCCACUGGCGCCUUUACCGCCUGCCCCCUCAGCUGUUGUCCUGGCUGUACCACCGGCUGCUGCAGCUGCAACAGGACCUUUUCCGGCAACACAGCCUCUCUUUCUGGACCUCUCACUGCCCCAGCAGAGUGUGAGGGUGCUCCCCAUCCCAACGCUCCCUCGGACAACACCAGCCCCACACGUCCUCCCUCUGCCGCUGGCUGACGCACAUCACGCCGGCCCUCGGCUGCCUGCACCUCCUGCUCCCCCUCCUCAGCCUCGCACUGCAUACAAAACUGAAUGGCUGAGGAGGAAGAGGGCUGAGCAGAGGGCAGCGGCAGGAGCAGUCGUCGCUGCCCGGGCCGGCGUGCCACAAGAACAAAAGUGCAGGAGAUGCGGCCAGCCAAAGCGGAGGGAGACCGGACACACCCGCUACGGCAAUGUGCAUUUUUGCUCUGCCGCCGCGGCGGGUAAGAGUGUGGAGGACUGGCUGAGGGAGGUGAAGGACCAGGGUCGAGCCCCGGACUGA